AAUUUGAAAUUAUCGACAUAUAUGAAGCUAAAUUCAAUCAAUUAGACUUCGAUCGAUUUCCUGAUGGGACUAUUCUAUUGGUAGAUAAAGCUGAAUUGGCUGUUGAUUUCAAUAAUGUAACUUCCACCAUUGUUGUAAACAGCGUUAGAUUACUUCAUCCAAACAAAACUAUAAAUGAUUUGACCGUUUUUACUCAACGGUGCCCAAAUAUAAAUAAAAAUUGUUUUAUUAAAACGAUAAUACCAUUUAAAGCAAAUCAUGUUCUAAUGAUAUACAUAAACGAGCUCCAACAAUACAGUGUAGUGAUAGCAGACUGGUCUGACAAUAUUAUAUGGAGUGAUACAACGAUUACAUUAGAGAACUUGGAAAUUGGAACUCCACUAAUCAUUCAAAAUAAUUUUUACGAUGAAAAUAGGUCGUUAUUUUUAGUCUCCAAAGGAAGUUAUUUGUUUUAUAAAGAAUACAAUUACAAUGAAUAUGAUGGCCAAUUUGUUACAUAUCAAGAAGGGAAUUGUACUUUUGAACCAAAUUUAACAGUAAAUCCGGAAAGCUUGUUUCCGACAAAAGAAGGUUAUGGAAUUAUAUCUAGCGUCUGGGAUAGUAAAUUUUUUAAUGGGCUAUAUUCAAUUUAUCUUACAUUAUUACAACCCGACUCAAAAUCAAAUAAAAUAAGCCAACUUAAUUUAACUAAUGAGACAUCAACAAUAAUGCAAAUACAAUGUAAAGCUGAUACGGAAAUCAAUUAUAAAUAUUCUUGCUUGAUACUAUCGAUUGAUCAGCGAUUUAUAUUGGCGGAAAUCGAUUAUUUACCCUCAAUUGAUGAUUUUGAAGUCAAAAUGAAUAUUUUAUCACUUUCUAUUGAUUAUGAUUCUUCCCUUAUGGCAUUUCCGGCCCCAGAAGUUGAUUUUUUGAUAAAUUUUUACUUACGAGCAACAAAAUCAAUGAACUAUGUAUUAUUUAAUGCUAAAACCAAUGAUAUUAUAACAACAGAAUUUUAUGGAGGGUCCUUGAACUUUUUUUCUAAGUUUGGAAGUGCUUCAUUGGUCCUUCAUGAUAAAGAAUUAAUAAUAGCAGCCGAUAUCGAUGAGUUUACUUGGGAAUUAAAAUCUAUAAACAUAUCCCAGUUUAUUCCUGAAACAAAUAGGCUCAAUAAUCUUCAUAUAAAAAAAACUUGGCCCUUAUGGGAUGAAAGAAUUUCCAUUGAUACAAAUAUGAUAAACAUCACUUUUGUCCAUCCAAUCGAGUUAAAGGACAAAAAUGCCUCGAUUUAUCUUUAUAAUGAUGGGGAGUAUAUGUUACGUCAAAGAUUUAAAUGCAUAAGCCCAGAAUGUGUUCUUAGCAAAGACAAAUAUUCUUUAAAUAUGACUAUUAAAGAGACUACUUUUAGUAUCCCUGAAAUGGUCUAUUAUGUUGAAAUACAAGAUGAAUUUGCCGAAUUUAGAAAUAUUAAUCAACCUCUACCUGGCAUCAAAAUAGGAGAUUGGCCUAUACACAUAUUAUCGAAACCAAAACCUAAAUCGAAGUUAACUGAUAAAAUACCCGAAUUCAAAAUUGGGUACAUACGUUUAAACGUUAUGGGUACAGACCAUUUUAAGAAGUUGAAUGAUGUCGAAAAAAAAAAAUUCAUCGAACAAAUGUGUAUAGAAAUUGCAAAAUGUAUUCCAGUUGACAGACAAAGAAUAACUUAUUUAAAUCAUUUUGUUAAUUAUAAAGAAAAUGCGGAUUGUAUUGCAUUUAAAAUAAAUCCCCCAAAUGAAAAUAAUUUUAACAAAAAAAGUUCAAAAGAAGUCUUUGAGGAUUUUAAUAAAUUAUUUGAUGUUAAUGGCUAUAUUACAGCGUUGGAUAUUUAUAAGAAUACACAGUUUAUCGAUAAAAAAUUUGGAUUUCAUCAAAUAACUAAUCGAUGGGAGGAGAUUAAAGGAAUUGUGCAAAACUACAAUGAACCAUUAAUUAUCGGAUUUUUCGUAUCACUCGUUUUCCUGGUGACUGGCUUGUAUUUGUUUGGUCGAUAUAAAAAUCCAAUGGGAUUCAAUAUAAUCGUGUUUAAAGCUGCUCUUAUUAUUUUCGAUAUUGAAGUUGAUAUAAAAUUUAUUGUAAAAAAUAAAGAAGAUUUGCAAAAGUUAUUAAUUCCAAGAGAGAAUUCGAAAUUAGCCGCGAUAAUUACACUAUUUAGUUCGGGAAAUGUUGAAUUACUUCAUCUACUUGAUUCCAACUUUGCAGGUUAUAAAUUAUUUUCUGCUCCAUUUUCUUCAAAAGCAUUACGUUGGAUAUUUUGGGGUAGUUUUUCUAAUAUUUUUAUUGAAGACUUACCACAACUAAUAAUUCAGAUAAUAUAUGCCACAUCUCUUAAUAUAGAAUAUAAUAUAUAUGCUUUAUCAGCUUUGGUUACAGGAUCAGUAAUAUUAUUAAUAAAUGUAAUCGGUUUUAUUUAUGAUUUUAUUGCAAAGAAACAGUUUGUUAAAAUUAUAUAA
This is a messenger RNA of Funneliformis mosseae, 2471 nucleotides long. Lineage: Eukaryota; Fungi; Glomeromycota; Glomeromycetes; Glomerales; Glomeraceae. The record is from the annotation of a GenBank genome assembly.